AUGGCGGACAAACAUUCUCUCAUUUGGAUCGGAUUAUUGUUACUGACUUUGGUGGAGUUUGGAUCCUGUUAUUCUGAGGAGGAACUUCACGCCAGUUACUGGAACAACAAAGCGAAGCAGGCUCUGCACCGAGCUCUCGGGGUCCAGCCCAAUCUGCACAAGGCCAAGAACGUCAUCCUCUUCCUGGGGGACGGGAUGGGUUUGCCCACAGUAACCGCGGCCCGCAUCCUCAAAGGGCAGCUGGACGGACACUCAGGGGAGGAGACCAGUCUAGUCAUGGAUACAUUCCCUCACCUCGCUCUGUCGAAGACCUACAAUGUGGACCAGCAGAUGCCGGACAGCGCAGGUACCGCCACAGCGUACCUGUGUGGUGUGAAAGCAAACUAUGGUACUUUGGGGGUCACUGCUGCAACCCCCAGGUACAACUGCAGCGCUUCCUUCGGGAAUGAAGUGACCUCCAUCCUCCAUCGCUCAAAGCAAGACGGGAAGUCCGUGGGAAUCGUGACGACCACUCGGGUCCAGCACGCCUCUCCUGGAGCAGCCUACGCUCACUCUGCCAACCGAGGCUGGUACUCCGACUACCAUCUGACCCCGGAGGCCGUACAAAAUGGCUGUCGGGAUAUCGCCUAUCAGCUGGUGCACAACACAGAAAUCGAUGUGGUUCUCGGUGGAGGACGUCAGUACAUGUUUCCCAACAACACACAGGACCCAGAGUAUCCGAGUACAACGGGAGAACGAGAGGAUGGACAGAAUCUGAUCGUGGAGUGGCUUAAGAAUAAAAAGAAGGCCAAAUAUGUCUGGAACAAAGCAGAGUUUGAUAAAGUGAAUCCUAAAAACACAGACUUUCUGAUGGGUUUAUUUGAGCCUAAAGACUGUCGUUAUGAACUGGAUCGAGACCCAACCAUGGACCCGUCUCUGACAGAUAUGGUGGAAAAAGCCAUAAAGAUUCUGUCCAAGAAUCCAAAGGGAUUUUUCCUUUUUGUGGAAGAUAACGGGAGAAUUGACCACGCCCAUCACGGAGGAAAAGCCAAACGAUCUCUUCAUGAAACCAUAGAGUUCGACCGAGCCAUCGGUCGAGCUGCGGAACUCACCAACGAACUGGACACUCUGACCGUCGUGACCGCGGACCACUCCCACGUCUUUGCCUUUGGAGGUUACUCUGCUCGAGGGAAUCCAGUUCUGGGAGUCUCUCGCUCUUUGGCCGAAGACCAUAAACGCUUCACGAUGGCAGUUUAUGGAAAUGGACCUGGAUAUCAAAUCAAGUCUGAUGGAAACCGUCCAGAUGUGAAUGAGACCGUUUCUAGUGACAAGGACUACCAGCAGCAGGCCCCCAUCCCCCUGGACUCAGAAACCCAUGGGAUUGAGGACGUAGCCAUCUAUGCAAAAGGGCCCAUGUCUCAUCUGUUCCAUGGAGUCCAGGAGCAGAGCUACAUCGCACACGUCAUGGCCUUUGCUUCCUGUGUGCAGCCGUACACAGAAUGCAAACUCCCAGAACACAACCAGGCAGCAGCAGUUCACUCCAGUCUGCUGCUCAUCGCUAUUGGGAUUUUCCUUUGUUUUUGUACUUUUAAAAUGUAG
Molecule: messenger RNA, 1578 nt
Organism: Knipowitschia caucasica
Lineage: Eukaryota; Metazoa; Chordata; Actinopteri; Gobiiformes; Gobiidae
Source: the annotation of a GenBank genome assembly